GGGCACACAGACAGUGUCCCGGUCCGGGCGCUGACUGCCGCCAGCGUCGUUAUUAUUCCGCGGCGCUCCUCUCCGGACCCCGUCUCCGUCUUGGCGUCGCCACGCCACCGCCACCGCCACCGCUCCUCCGCCGGCGGGGUUGCAAGUCUCCAGCCCAGCCAUGGAUGGGAUCAUGAAGGCGCUCGAUCACACCGUCCGGGAGAUAAAGCGAGAGGUCAAUCUCAAGGUGCUCAAGGUGCCAGAGAUCGAGCAGAAGGUUCUUGACGCGACCAGCGAUGAGCCGUGGGGGCCUCACGGUUCAGACAUGGCGGACAUCGCACGGGCCACCAAGAAUAUCGGCGAAUGCCAAAUAAUCAUGAAGGUGCUGUGGCAACGGCUGGGCAACACCGACGCAAAUUGGCGUCACCUGUAUAAGGCGCUGGCUGUGGCUGAGUAUCUUCUGGCCAAUGGCACUGAGCGCGCAGCCGAGGAAAUUAUCGACAACAGCUCACAGAUUGCGAAACUCACGACAUUCGAGUUUGUGGAGCCUGGUGGAAAAGACGUUGGGCUCAAUGUGCGCAAGAAGGCCGAAGCUGUUCUGGUCAUUGUGGAUGACAGGGAAAAGCUUCAACAAGCCAGGGAGAAGGCUGCUUCUACGAGGGACAAGUACUUGGGGGUGUCAUCAACUGGAAUGUCAUCAUACAAAUCAAGCGCAGCAUCAUUUGGCAGUGGCACCUACUCCUCUGGUAGUCGCUACGGGAGCACAGCUGGUUCGAGGGAAACCGCCUCGUUCAAGGAUAGACACACUGGCACAGAAUUGAGCAAGAACAAUAAUAAGCCAAGUUACAGCAGCACUAGACAAAGGUCAAAAGAAACUACUACUAAGAGUGCAAAUAGCUCUAAAUUAGCAAAAGGAGGCUCCAAAUCGAUGUCGAAUCCGCGUGCCACACCUGCUGUUCCAAGUUCACAGAAAGGAAAGAAUGAGGAUGAUGGCGACGAGUUCAAUCCACGAGGAUCUUCCACAUCUGCUGGAACAGCUAAUGUGAGCUCCAAUAAUUUGGAUCUCUUUGGGCCAAGAUUAAUGCCAAACGCUGGUAGUGCUGCUGUGCCGGAAAUUGAUUUGUUUGCGUUUGCAGAUUUCCAGUCAGCCCCAUUGGAGGCAGCAACGUCAAGUGGUUCUCACCCUCAGGGCAACAUUGAUCUAUUUGCUGGCAGGCCAUCCUUUGGUGGCUCAGCUACUGCAGACAUGGAGUUCUCAGUACGUGGUGCUCCCAAUAAGCAUAUAGAGCAAAAAACUUCUUCCCCUGCGCAGCCCUCUGCGUCUGCUUUUGAUCCCUUCAACCCAUCCUUUGCCGCAAUAUUCCCUUUGGACACAGAGUUCUCAGUGCGUGGCACCCCAAGCAAAUCCUCACAAGGAAAGCUUUCAAGUGACACAGCUUUCGAUCCUUUGGCUGGAAUUCCGGUGAAGCGUUUCAAUGGAUCAAACUCUUCUGGUGUAUGGUCUUCAAGUAAAGGGUCAGCUGUUACUGAACCAACACAUGGUUCUCCUGGGGCCAGCAAGAGUUCUGAUUGCAGUCCUUCGGAGGAGUUGAACUUUGGCGCCUUUGCGUCGCAUGAGGGAUCACGCACGGCAAGUGUCACCAAAUCCAUGAACGAGUCACUCGCAAAGCAGAAGCAGGACUCCAUGGCAGCAUCAAAACCAGCUGUGAAGAAAGAGACUUUUCGGGGCAAAUCUAGCAUUUGGGCCGACUCUUUGAGCCGUGGGUUGAUUGAUUUGAAUUUAGCUGCCCCAAAGAUGGUUGAUCCUUCAGAUGCCAGGGUCGUUAGGCGGCUCAGCAACGGCUCUGAGGAGAAAGCCCCAGAAACUGUUCCAUGGUACAUGGAGGCAGCAACAGGCACUCCUGAGUUUCCACGCUCCACGGGAGCAGGUGGUGAAAGCCGCAUUUUCUAGCAGCAGCACUUUGGGAACUUCAGUGACUGGAUAAACUAAAGUGAGGGUCAGAAUCGCGCGAGGCUCGGUUUGUUGACUGCGUAGAAAUUGGUUUGUCAUACUCGCCGUGGCCUGGGGGUUGCUGGAGGAGCUUCUCCAAAAGCGGGUGCGCCUUCUGUCUGCUCCCUUUUCGUGAGCCGCUGGGCCUUUGCAACAAGUCUCAUUGCACUCAAUGCUUUGCAACACGAGCUUUGUUGCAACCCUGAACAGCUUUUUUUAUGUUGUAUGCUAGUCGUCCAAUUCUGCUUGAUGUACCUUUGCAACAAGCCUCGUGUUGCGCUCAGUGCUUCGCAACAUUAGCCUUGUUGGAGUGCCUUGAACAAUUUUUUUCCGGCUUUGCUAGAACUCAUCUAGCUGAGUUUU
This is a messenger RNA of Triticum urartu, 2332 nucleotides long. Its product is annotated as clathrin interactor EPSIN 1. The record is from RefSeq and is a predicted model, not a curated record. Lineage: Eukaryota; Viridiplantae; Streptophyta; Magnoliopsida; Poales; Poaceae. Gene Ontology annotation, cellular component: clathrin vesicle coat; endosome; plasma membrane. Gene Ontology annotation, molecular function: clathrin binding; phospholipid binding. Gene Ontology annotation, biological process: endocytosis.